UCACUGCCCGAAAAGAAACAAGGGAAGCGACCUUCCGCUCUCCGGCGCGCUUCCGUUUCAAACCCUAACUUCCGGUUGGUUAGCCGGUUCCGGUCCCCGCCUCUCACUUCCGGUCGCCUUGGAUUCCGUUGCGGUCGGUUCCUGCGUCCGCUGCUGCCGGAUCCGCCGCGCUCCAGGUAUCUUUUUCUGAACAAAAGCUGCGUCAUCGUAUGUUUCAAGGAUGGCUCUUCCUAUCAUUGUAAAAUGGGGUGGACAGGAAUAUUCAGUGACCACACUUUCAGAAGAUGAUACUGUGCUAGAUCUCAAACAGUUUCUCAAGACCCUUACGGGAGUGCUACCAGAACGCCAGAAGUUACUUGGACUCAAAGUUAAAGGCAAACCUGCAGAAAAUGAUGUUAAGCUUGGAGCUCUCAAACUGAAACCAAAUACUAAAAUCAUGAUGAUGGGAACUCGUGAGGAGAGCUUGGAAGAUGUCUUAGGUCCACCUCCUGACAAUGAUGAUGUUAUAAACGACUUUGAUAUUGAAGAUGAGGUAGUUGAAGUAGAAAAUAGGGAGGAAAACCUACUGAAAAUUUCCCGCAGAGUAAAAGAGUACAAAGUGGAAAUUUUGAAUCCUCCCAGGGAAGGGAAAAAACUUUUGGUACUAGAUGUUGAUUAUACGUUAUUUGACCAUAGGUCUUGUGCAGAGACUGGGGUAGAAUUAAUGCGGCCAUAUCUUCAUGAAUUCCUAACAUCUGCAUAUGAGGAUUAUGACAUUGUUAUUUGGUCUGCAACAAAUAUGAAGUGGAUUGAAGCUAAAAUGAAAGAGCUGGGAGUGAGUACAAAUGCAAAUUACAAGAUUACCUUCAUGUUGGACAGUGCUGCUAUGAUAACAGUGCAUACUCCAAGGAGAGGAUUAAUAGAUGUAAAGCCUCUUGGUGUUAUAUGGGGAAAGUUUUCGGAGUUUUACAGCAAAAAAAACACCAUCAUGUUUGAUGACAUAGGAAGAAAUUUUCUAAUGAACCCACAGAAUGGACUAAAGAUAAGACCUUUUAUGAAAGCACACCUAAAUCGAGAUAAAGACAAAGAACUUUUAAAAUUAACCCAGUACCUCAAGGAAAUAGCAAAGUUAGAUGACUUUUUGGACCUAAAUCACAAAUAUUGGGAAAGGUAUCUCUCAAAGAAGCAAGGACAGUAGUUACAAGCUAUACUGGCAGUUAUUGAAGAUACUUGAGAUCCAUGAACUUCUUUUUGCUUUUAUGCUAAAGAUCAUUAUGAUAGUGCUGGACACUGCAGCAAAUAUAAGACUGCUUAUACUUGGUCUUCCAGUUUUUUGUAAAUUUAAUUUUAUAUUUUUUGAAGAUCAUAGCAAUACGCCAAAAAAAAAAAAAAAAACAAAAACACCUUUUUCCCCCUGUAUGAAUUUACUGUAACUCUUGAAAACUAUUUUCUCCAGCAUAGAGUACUGAGUUUUAUUCCCCACACACACACAAAAAGUGGACAAAAAUGUA
Mesoplodon densirostris (Blainville's beaked whale) is the source of this 1490-nucleotide messenger RNA. RefSeq names its product ubiquitin like domain containing CTD phosphatase 1 (gene UBLCP1). Gene Ontology annotation, biological process: protein dephosphorylation. Gene Ontology annotation, molecular function: protein binding; protein serine/threonine phosphatase activity. Gene Ontology annotation, cellular component: nucleus. The record is from RefSeq and is a predicted model, not a curated record. NCBI's taxonomy places the organism in Eukaryota, Metazoa, Chordata, Mammalia, Artiodactyla, Ziphiidae. Bases 221 to 1177 code for a protein of 318 amino acids. The transcript is spliced from 11 exons.